AUGGCGCGUUUCUUCAAACAUGAUUGGGGGUACACUUGGCUGCGUUUUGUGGCAUUUUUCACCACCAGCUCCAUGGAGUUUAAUAUCUCUCUGUUCUUGGUGACCAUCAUUCUCAUCCUCGGCUUCAUCUCAUACGCAGCGCAUGCUUUUGUCCUCUUCUGGCCCUGUCUGUUCCUCGCGUCGAUUUUAAUCUUAAGAACGCUGAACGAAUGACUAUGUAGUCUAAGCUUCUAGUACUAGGAUUUGCCUAAGCGACAAACGACUAUUCGCUUCGUUUGUUAUGGAAAUUUAAUGUGGAAUAACAAAACCAGAGGCAAAGAUGUAGAAAAUGAAAUGGAUGAACAGGUGCACGUUUGCCAUUGCCACGUAAGUUGUUAUUUCUUGUUAAUACAGAUGAAAGGGGGUCUAGGUCUUCAGCCCCUUCCUUGAUUAUUGAUGGGGAUGAACCCGAUGAUAAACAAAGGGAGUGUUUGUAGUCACUUCCUUCCUCAGUUCCGUGUCGCUGUUAGUUGAGUCAAAACCUGUGUGAGCAAUCAUCGUGACGAAACACUAUGACGCCGCGCGGCAGUCUGCGCUGAGUUCUGUGCGAGAUUAGUUGCGUUGUAUUGUAUUCACAUGUUCUAGCGCUAACCUCUUAUCUGCAGUUGAAUCCAGCGCUUUCCGCCCUCGAUACGAAUGAGUCUUUUGGGGACUUCUACGUUACGAAGGAGCGUCUAGGAUGUCCAGGUGGAAUCUCGCGUUCGGCGUUGGACACCAGUUGGGAGCCAGGGCCGCCAACGGGGAAAACUGGGGACCGUUCGUUUCGUCAUGUUUUCAUUGAGAAAAACACAAAUCGGCAAGUCUUUCUACGUGGCCUUAACGUUGGCGGGGGAACGAAAUUGCCACAAGGAUGGACCUCCGACAUGCCCUUGGAGGAGGACUUUCAGAAUGAAAAUGAAGAGCAAUCCUCUAGUAUCGCGCGCGGUCGAGGUGACCAGUCGCCAGUAAUAAUCUUAAGUUAAACUACAUAUGCACAAUGAAUAACUUCGUUCUUGUUGUUUGAACUAUUGUUCAUCUUCUUCACUUUGUUUGAACUGCGAUAAGUGCACGUAUGUUAUGUGAUUUACAACACGAUCACAAAAACGCGCGCCAAUGGGGACUUGUUGUUGUUCGAGAUGUAGAUGAUGAGUUUCUUAAAUUUAGUUCGGGAUUCAUUGUACUAUGAGGUAUAGGCACGUCUUUUGAUCUGCUGUUCUGUCGUCUUGCCAGGUCACUCAAAGACGAACAAAGAAAGACGAAAGGGAAACAAUUGGCAGCGCGUCCCUUAUAGCGGUUGGGUCUGAAGCGGAAUCAAGCGGCUCAGAUGGCUACGCAGGUGUGCGCGGGGGGGCAGCUAAUACCAACAAGGUCUGACUCUUGAUUGCUUUUUAUUACACGAGUGUUCAAAAUUGAAAUGUUGUUCUUGACGACACGGAGACGAGUUUGAAACAAAUAAGAUUCGUCAUGGAUCACUAUCUUUACUUGGACUCGAUAUGCGAAAAUUUUACUUAAGUAUACACUAGGUUCGCCCUGCUCAGGAGAGCAGACCGGGUGGUGCAGGUCGGCGGAAGUGUCCUUCGACCGCACCUUCAUUCGUUAACAGGCCCUUUCCUCUAGAGGAAGCAGAUGUACAUUUUUCGCGUUUGCUGGCAUAUGGUUUUACAUUUUUUCGACUGUGUAUUACAUGGGAAGCUGUUGAGCCAAUGGGCCCAGGAGAAUACGACCGCGACUACCUCAACUACCUAGAGGCUCUCCUCGCUAGCGCACGAGAGUACGGAAUAUCCGUCUUUAUAGAUUUUCACCAAGACGUGUGGAGUCGCUGGACUGGAGGUACGAGAUUACAGUAUCAGCCGUGACGUAACGAGUGUCGGAUAAGGAUACGAUAAAUGAUAGAAUUUCAGGUGUGUGUGCUAAUCUGCUAAGUGAUGGAACAAUGACGAUUUCAUCAAGAUUCAUGAUUGUCUCUAAUGUAUUCGCGUCCUUUAGUAUUCUUUUUUCGUAGGUUCCGGUGCACCUCGCUGGACGCUGGAGGUAAUAGGAUUCGACACAAACUUCUUUCGCGACACGUUAGCUGCUUGGCGACACUGCGAUGACGCCAAGAAUUACCCGAUGAUGUGUUGGGCCAAUAAUUAUCUGCAUUUGGCGUGUGCAACCAUGUUCACGCUUUUCUUCGGCGGCGAUGAUUUCGCGCCGAAUUUCCGCCUCAAUCGUAAGUGUUCCCGCUUGUAUUGCGGGGAUGCGCAGGAGCCUCUAGAUAUCAAACAAGGGCUGACAAUCAACAAAGAUGGAAAGCACGAAGCCGAAGCCUCGAAACACCAGCUAGACGGCGAAACCAGUACCAAGGGGAGCAAUAGCAAAGUUACUGAUGUCAACAUCCUUAUCGACGAAGCCUCUCGUGUAACAUCGAAAGCUUUUGCCGAGGGUGAAGACUUGCUAGGGUUCACAACCGCAGAGCAGACGGGAGACGAGGCUCCUGACCCUGGUACAGCGACGAGCCUGCAAAAUUCUAAAGUCGCUCUGGACACCGCCAGCAACUAUGAGGGGGAACACAUGGCAGUGAAUCUCGUGGAUGGUGAAGGUAAUUCCCCGAAGACUGCGAAGUUUCAGGGAGGCGUGCCACCAUCCUCCAUGCACAGUAUCAUUAUGAAAUACAAUGAAGAAGAUGACCAACAAGCUAGAGUUAGUCAAUAUCUGCAGUUCAGAAUUUUGGAAAAUGAAGGUCAAUAUCUUGUAGGGACUCCUUGGGGGUACGGACUGUAGACUUUAAAGAAUAUCGUGCAAGAACAAUGGACUUCACGUACAAAGUCGUAAAUUUAAUGCACAUGAUGCACAUCAGAGAUACAAUUAGAUCCACGAAACUCCAGCUUACUCAAUGUAGCUACUUCAAUAGAAGGAGAUGCAUGACAUGAAAACAGACCAACGAUAGUGCCAGUUAUCCUUUAUACGUGGGUUUCUAAUACAAGCAGUGAGGAUCUUCCGUACUACUUGCUGAACCCACCGGAGCAGGGAGGUGAUGCAGCAAGUCCACUCUUCGCGAGCAGCGACCUUGACGCAAAUUUUGUAACCGCCCAGCAAUUUCUUCAAGAUCACUACUUGGGCGCAGCGCGACAGGUGGCUGCCGCAGUGAAGCACUUGGAUAACGUUUUGGGAUUCGAUACCUUGAAUGAACCCGAUUACGGUUUUCUUGGCUACGAAGACAUUGGCGAGUGGCGGUCACUGGGUGGUGCAAAAACGCCAAGCGGCUUCGUCUUUUACGAUUGUUGUUGACUACAGGAAAACCAUAUUGAUAAAUAUUUCUUUGAUGAUGAUAGUUUUAGUUAUGUUCAAAAACUUUUUUGUUCUGGUUGUACCUGAUGGAUCGUGUUACGACACUGAAGAUACUGCUACAUCUAAAUCCGUUCGGCGUUCGAAGCCAUGGCGUUGGGUUCCGGUUGCUCCCUCCCAGUUGACUACUUUUCUGGGGUAAUGCAAUUUGCAAGGACCAUAGAGUUUGCCAAUCCGAGUAGAAAAACGUGCUGGCGUCAGGGAUAUGAAUGUACAGGAUGCUGAUCACGGUUAUUUCGAUUUCCAAUGAUGUUCCUACUUCUCAAAAUUUAAAUCGUGAUCGUACCAAGAUGAGUCUUUGUCUUGCCAUCUUCUAUUGGUGUAGAGGCUUCGCCGUGAUAUUUUCGCUGUACAACAUGGAUCAACUGGUCCAAAAAAGCACAGUUUCUGAGCAAAAUCACAACAUGUUUUAGUUAUAUAUAAGUAGUCGUUUCUUUCAACUCGAUUUUUCCUUUCCCCAGGUAUAUGGAAGCAGCAUGGAAUUUACGAUCUUUCGCCGGUGAACCAGAGUCCAGUGUUGAAGAAGCCUAGUCAUUUUUCGCGCAAUCCGCGAUCAGGAGAUCCAGUAGACGUACACGCAGAUUACAUGAUUCCAUUUUGGGAUAAGUUUGCCCAAGCGAUUCGAGACGAGAUGGGCAGUGACAUUUUUGUCUUCUGCUCACCGUUUCCAUGCCCGACCGACCAGAAAACCAUGUGCUAUUCCGAGGUGACAGCGCACAGUCUUCGCAAACAUCCGAAUUUGGAGCGAAAAGCCGUUUUCUCGCCGCACUACUAUGAGGGCUGGCAAUUGAUGUACCACAAGUGGCGCCCCUACAUCUGCAUCAACUCCAGCGCCCUUAUCCGCCUGACAGUGGAACAGGCUGCCAUCGAGGGCGACGCAAGAAUUCUGAAGAAACGUGACGAAGAUCUUCAAGAAGGCCACGAGCCGUCGAGUUCAGUGGAAAUCCAAGAGAAGGGCAGCAAGUCGUGCGGCAGGUGGUGCCGAAGAGCAUGCAAUGUGAUUAGGAACCUUCCUGUCUACAUCGGAACGCAAGCACAGUGCGCGCGCCAAGUAGGGCGAGAUAUCGCGCUAGCAGCAUCUCACGGCAAAAAGUUAGGGCCGGCGGUAAUCGGCGAAAUUGGGAUCUCGAUGAACAUAGAGGGCGAGGCGAACCUCUCACGCUGCUUCGAUCGCCAGAUGCGAGGUUUAGAACACUCCGGAGUCUCCGGCUACACCUUGUGGCACUAUUGUCCCGAUGCAACCAUCAACAACGAUGGCUGGAACAAGGAGCACCUCUCAAUUUUCACCAAUGACCUGGUAUUCCUAUUACAACUAGUUCAGCUCGUCAACUACCCCUAAAAAUAAGAAUGAUUGUCAAAUAGAUUGUUCAAUUAUAAUGCAUCUUGUUUCAUCCAUGUGGCACGACCGUGUUGAGCAACAAGCGUCCGAUCCCAAACGAACUACAUUCACCUCAGGUCUUUCCGAACGCAACGCCCUUUCUAGGAGGUCGGGCUUUACCAGCGAUCAUUCGGCCGAGUCCUUUCCUAGUUGCAGGGCGCAUUCGAAAAUUCAGCUUUGACGCUCUUUCGCACAAACGUAUGUUUGAGCUCGAAUACGAAGAAGUGGCCACAUGCCGCACGAAUCAGACAAUCCUCUUCGUCCCCUACUAUCUUAUGACAACUUGUUUGUAGCAGGAGUGGAAUUUUUGAUUUUUGAUUUUCGUUGUUGUAGUGGAUACGCUAAUACUUCGAUCGAGUCGUACGUCGUGUUGGCGGGACAGACAACUCUUCUUGUUAAUGCAAUGGAGUGGUUGGUUUGGCUUUGUACUCAGCUGUGCGAGAACUUGAUUCGAAGAUGGAAGAUACACUUUCGUCUAGUUCCACAUGCAUGAGUAGUAGUUAACAUGAUUAGUUAAUAUGAUCCCACUCUAACUUGGAGUAUUCAGAAGAAGGUGUGCGGACGCGUUGUUCAGAUGGGCAAUUCAUUGAAACGAAUCUGUUGAGCCAAAAGUUUACGUACGUGCACGACACGGGCAUCGCGCCCAACGCAGAGGGGAAAAGAGUACACAAGAUUCAAAUCUGGCUGGAAGGCGGCAGAAGGAGCGGCUGCUGUCCAUGCCUACCAUCGAGUUUUGAGCAUGCGGGGGUUUGA
This is a messenger RNA of Amoebophrya sp. A25, 5473 nucleotides long. The record is from the annotation of a GenBank genome assembly. Lineage: Eukaryota; Dinophyceae; Syndiniales; Amoebophryaceae.